This is a messenger RNA of Dioscorea cayenensis subsp. rotundata (Guinea yam), 2192 nucleotides long. Its product is annotated as transmembrane 9 superfamily member 7-like. The coding region runs from base 77 to 1990 and encodes 637 amino acids. Gene Ontology annotation, biological process: protein localization to membrane. Gene Ontology annotation, cellular component: membrane. The record is from RefSeq and is a predicted model, not a curated record. Lineage: Eukaryota; Viridiplantae; Streptophyta; Magnoliopsida; Dioscoreales; Dioscoreaceae. The transcript has 7 exons.
CAGCACCUUCAAAAGGGGUUCCGUUGCUUUCUCGCUCUCUCUCUCUCUCUCUCUCUCUCGCUCGCGGCGCCUUGAGAUGGGAAACUACGGCGGUGGCGUCGCGAUCUUCCUCUCUUGGCUCCUUCUCGCCUAUUGCGCUCAUAGUUUCUACCUCCCCGGCGUCGCACCUCGUGAUUUCCAGAAGGAUGAUGAGCUGCCAGUGAAAGUGAACAAGCUUUCCUCUACAAAGACUCAACUUCCAUAUGACUAUUACUUCUUGGAUUUCUGCAAGCCAGACAAGAUCAUGAAUAGUGCUGAAAAUUUGGGAGAGGUUCUCCGUGGUGAUCGCAUUGAGAACUCAGUUUACACAUUCAAAAUGAGGAAUCGUGAGACAUGCAAAGUAGCUUGUCAUAGACGGCUUAACGCAGAAACUGCAAAGAAUUUCAUGGAGAAGAUUGAUGAUGAAUAUCGAGUUAAUAUGAUCUUGGAUAAUCUUCCAGUGGCAGUUGCUAGACAAAGGAGAGAUGUAAGUCAAACACCUAGUUAUGAACAUGGUUUCCGUGUUGGUUUUAAAGGAAAUCAGGUCAAUGGUAAAGAUGACAACAAGUAUUACAUAAAUAACCAUCUGAGCUUCAAAGUCAUGUACCAUAAGGACCCUGAGAGUGAAGAUGCCCGCAUUGUUGGCUUUGCAGUUACUCCAAUCAGCAUAAAGCAUCAGUACAGUAAAUGGGAUGAGAAGAAUCCUAAAGUUACAACAUGCAACCCAGACACUAAAAUAACUCCAGUAAGCCAUACGCACCAGGAAGUUGCCAAGGAUACAGAUGUUGUUUUCACAUAUGAUGUUAGCUUUGAGCCUAGUCAGAUCAAAUGGGCAUCUCGUUGGGAUACUUACCUUCUCAUGAACGAUGAUCAGAUUCACUGGUUCUCUAUAAUUAAUUCCUUUAUGAUUGUCCUAUUUCUUUCUGGCAUGGUUGCCAUGAUCAUGAUGAGAACCCUGUAUCGAGAUAUAGCUAACUACAAUCAGUUGGAGACUCAAGAUGAGGCUCAAGAGGAAACUGGAUGGAAGUUAGUCCAUGGUGAUGUUUUCAGGCCUCCCAUCAAAUCCAGUCUGCUUUGUGUUUAUGUUGGAACUGGUGUGCAGUUCCUCGGGAUGGCUGUGGUUACCAUGAUAUUUGCAUUAUUGGGCUUCCUCUCUCCUUCCAACCGUGGAGCCCUAAUGACCGCUAUGGUUCUUUUGUGGGUCUUCAUGGGUUUGUUUGCCGGUUACUCCUCAGCUCGUCUAUAUAAAAUGUUCAAGGGCACAGAAUGGAAAAAGAACACCUUGAAGACAGCUUUCAUGUUCCCUGGUAUUGUCUUCUCGAUCUUCUUUGUGCUAAAUGCAUUGAUAUGGGGAGAGAAGUCUUCUGGUGCUGUUCCCUUUGGAACUAUGUUUGCUUUGGUGUUCCUAUGGUUUGGCAUUUCGGUACCUUUGGUCUUUGUUGGCAGCUACUUGGGAUUUAAAAAGCCUGCCAUGGAGGAUCCUGUGAAGACCAACAAGAUUCCCCGACAAAUACCUGAGCAGGCUUGGUACAUGCAACCAGCAUUCUCCAUACUCAUUGGGGGUAUACUUCCAUUCGGUGCAGUCUUCAUUGAGCUCUUCUUCAUCUUGACUUCGAUAUGGCUCAACCAGUUCUAUUACAUCUUUGGGUUUCUCUUCAUAGUCUUCAUCAUCCUGCUCAUUACUUGUGCCGAGAUUACCAUCGUACUUUGCUAUUUCCAGCUGUGCAGUGAAGACUACCACUGGUGGUGGAGGGCAUAUUUGACAGCGGGUUCUUCUGCCCUCUACCUUUUCUUGUAUUCAGCCUUCUAUUUCUUCACCAAACUGGAGAUAACCAAGUUUGUUUCUGGAGUCCUCUACUUUGGGUACAUGUUGAUUGGGUCCUACUCCUUCUUUGUGCUCACAGGAACUAUCGGCUUCUAUGCCUGUUUCUGGUUUGUCCGCAAGAUAUACGCCUCUGUUAAAAUUGACUAGUGAUGGUUGGAUGAAGACUACAUCAGAUCCCAGUGAAGCCAGUGUUGUACUUAUCUAAAAAAAAGAAACGACUAAAUUGCCGAGAAGGGUAACUUUGUUAUGUUAUUUCCAGAAUAGGUUAUAGUUACUAGGUUUGAUGAAGUUUUGAAAAGAACAAUGCUCAGAUCUAGUCUAUGUUUUUAUCUCUGUUUCUUUAGUUUCA